Molecule: messenger RNA, 1313 nt
Organism: Oncorhynchus nerka (sockeye salmon)
Lineage: Eukaryota; Metazoa; Chordata; Actinopteri; Salmoniformes; Salmonidae
Gene: bnip4
Product: BCL2 interacting protein 4
Exons: 6
Coding region: 183-773 (196 amino acids)
Biological process (GO): mitochondrial outer membrane permeabilization; positive regulation of apoptotic process
Cellular component (GO): endoplasmic reticulum; mitochondrial outer membrane; nuclear envelope
Source: RefSeq, a predicted model, not a curated record
CAAUCACAUUUCACUUGGCCCAUGUCAACAAAAGAUUUCGUUAUAAUUGUUUUCCUGCUGCCUGGUAGUGUUGCACAACAACUUCUAGUGCUUACUCGUGUGCUCGAUUAAAGUAAGACCAAACGUUUUUAUAGUUCGUCGACAGAGCUAUAUGGGUAUAUUCGAACGCUUUUUAAAUAAACAUGUCGCUUCAGAAGGAAAUUCCGUAUGAUGAGAGCUUGCAGGGUUCCUGGGUGGAGUUGCACUAUAACACUGGCAGUGGGAGUCAGGUGUGCCAGGAGCAGAUCUCAACAACUGCUCUUGAUGUAGACCUGGAGAAGUUACUACUAGACGCCCAACACGAGUCAAGCAGGAGUACCUCGAGAGGAAGCUCACAAUGUGACAGUCCACUUAGGUCACAGACUCCUCUUCUUCUGUUUAGAGGCUCAGAGGGAAACAGUUCACAGUCUGAGGAAGAUAACCAAGAAAGAAUCCAGGAAGUAGAGAAUCUCCUGAAGAAGAAUGCUGACUGGAUCUGGGACUGGUCCAGUCGUCCUGAGAACAGCCCACCAAAGUGCAUAGUACCUAGUAAUUAUAUACAGGAGUUUCUGCUGAAACACCCCAGGCGCUCAGCCUCGCUCAGCAUCAGGAAGACCAACGUCAUGAAGAAAGGAGGAGUUCUCUCCCCUGACUUCCUCAAGCUUUUCCUUCCUUCAUUAUUCAUUUCUCAUAUACUCGCAGUUGGCCUGGGGAUAUACAUUGGGAGGCGCCUCAGCACAUACAGCACCUACUGAAGCUGAUGCUGCAUUAUGAGACCACUGACUCAUACAGCUGGUAUGCCUUCAAAUGGGGGCAACUUCAGAAUCCAAGGAGAAGUGGUUGAUGUAGCAUUCUCCAUUUUAGCUGAUUGCCUCAUCUUAUCUUCUGAAUGCUGUGACUGCUUCUUUCUCCCAGAAAUGCCUUGAAUCAGGAACUGAUUUGUGCUGCCAUGUUCCUCUCGCUAUUUAGAAUGUUGUUUUAUAUUGAACUGCUGCCAAUUGGCAUUGUUUCUCAUUUUCGUAAGCAUAUUGUGUUUGUGUUUUGCCUGUUUGUUAUUCUUAAGGGAAUGAUUAAUGUGAAUGAAUAUUAAUUGUGAAAUAAUUUCCUGCACUCAUUUUCUUUGAAAAAAGCUGGGGUUGUUAAUACAUUUCAUGCAACAUGUGAAAGGCAGGGUGUGAAUUGCAACAAAAGUCUUUUGGGGGUCUCUAAUUGAACCUAUUCACCUAUUUGUUAAAAAUUAUAUUGUGUACUGUUACAGUGGUAAAGAUGAAAAUAAAAGCUUAUUCCAAAUUAAA